UCAGCAGAAGGGCCAGAGUGACUACAUCUGGAGCCUCAGCCAGUGAUACUGCUUCCCGGAUGAGAAGGGCGGCUCUGAAACCUGCAGCAGAGCCAGCUCCGCGGCCACAGUCCCUCCAGCCUCCCUGCCGCUCCCCACCGGCCCAGACCCACCGGCCCUCCCCCACCGGAGGCGCUCUCCACGGGGAAGCUCAGACUCAGGAUCUUUCCCCAAAACCUCCCGGCCCGCCGGGGCCUGUGACCUUGGGGACAGAGGGCUGCCGUCGAGGCUCCCUCGCUGCUCCAGCCGUCGCUUCUCCCCAUCAGGCACUCGCCAGCCCUCAUGUCGGCCACCUUGGGGCCCAGCCUGGCGCCCAGCAGGGACGUGGGCGAGAUCUACAACUGGUCGGAGCUGCUGCACUUCUUCAACCACACCCUGCCCGAGUGCCACGUGGAGCUCAACGAGAACACCAAGCGCGUCGCCCUCUUCGUGGUCUACCUGGCCAUCUUCGUGGUCGGGCUGGUGGAGAACCUCCUGGUGAUCUGCGCCAACUGGCGGGGCUCGGCCGGCGCGGGGCUGCUGCGCCUCUACGUCCUGAACAUGGCCAUCGCCGACCUGGGCGUCGUCCUGUCGCUGCCCGUGUGGAUGCUGGAGGUCACGCUGGACUACACCUGGCUCUGGGGCAGCUUCUCCUGCCGCUUCGCCCACUACUUCUACUACGCCAACAUGUACAGCAGCGUCUUCUUCCUGGCCUGCCUGAGCGUGGACCGCUACCUCAGCCUCACCCGCGCCUCCGCCUCCCGGCAGCGCCGCCAGCACCGCGCGCGCCGCGCCGUGUGCGCCGCGGUCUGGGUCCUCUCGGCCCUCAUCCCGCUGCCCGAGGUGGCCCACAUCCGGCUGGUGGACAGCUUCGAGCCCAUGUGCCUCUUCAUGGCGCCGUUUGAAACGUACAGCGCGUGGGCCGUGGCGGUGGCCCUGUCCACCACCGUGCUGGGCUUCCUGCUGCCGCUGCCGCUCAUCGCCGUCUUCAACGUGCUGACGGCGCGCCGGCUGCGGCAGGCGGGGCAGCCCGAGGGCCGGCGCCACUGCGUGCUGCUGGGCGCCUACGUGGCCGUCUUCGUGGUCUGCUGGCUGCCUUACCACCUGACCCUGCUGCUGCUCACGCUGCACGGCGCGCACCUCUCCCUGCACUGCUACCUGGCACACCUGCUCUACUUCUUCUACGACGUCAUCGACUGCUUCUCCAUGCUCCACUGCGUGCUCAACCCCAUCCUCUAUAACUUCCUCAGCCCCAGCUUCCGCGGCCGGCUGCUCAACGCCGUGGUCCACUACCUCCCCAAGGCCCAGGCCAGGGAGGGCAGACAGGCCUCCUCCUCCCCCUCCUCCUCCUCCACGCAGCAUUCCAUCAUCAUCACCAAGGAGGGCAGCCCGCCCCCUGCAGCCCGCCCCCACCACCACCCCAGCCUGAACUUCCAGGCCGCACCUACCCCACCCGCCUCCGUAGCCAGCUGAGGGGGAGUCCUGCGUCCUCCAGCGGUGAAGUAGAGAGCUGGAAGUGGGUGAGAGAUCUGGGGAGGGGGUGGGCGUGGGGGGUGCGGUGGGAGAGGCUCAGAGCACUCAUGGCCAAUAUUGAGUUUGUCUUCAAAUACUGAGGUGGGGAUGGGGAGGGAGGCAGGCAGGGGAAGGCAGCAGACCCUUGGCGUUGUACUGUUUGAAACCAUCCUUGUGCCGACGGGAGAGGCGCAGGGAAAAAGGUGAAAUAAAGAAUAGAGACA
Cervus elaphus (red deer) is the source of this 1754-nucleotide messenger RNA. RefSeq names its product G protein-coupled receptor 182 (gene ACKR5). The coding region runs from base 322 to 1491 and encodes 389 amino acids. Gene Ontology annotation, cellular component: membrane. The transcript has 3 exons. Gene Ontology annotation, biological process: G protein-coupled receptor signaling pathway. Gene Ontology annotation, molecular function: G protein-coupled receptor activity. The record is from RefSeq and is a predicted model, not a curated record. Lineage: Eukaryota; Metazoa; Chordata; Mammalia; Artiodactyla; Cervidae.